Messenger RNA from Dissoconium aciculare CBS 342.82, 2158 nucleotides. RefSeq lists its product as uncharacterized. The coding region runs from base 210 to 1919 and encodes 569 amino acids. Gene Ontology annotation, cellular component: guanyl-nucleotide exchange factor complex; eukaryotic translation initiation factor 2B complex. The record is from RefSeq and is a predicted model, not a curated record. The transcript has 2 exons. Gene Ontology annotation, biological process: cytoplasmic translational initiation. Lineage: Eukaryota; Fungi; Ascomycota; Dothideomycetes; Mycosphaerellales; Dissoconiaceae. Gene Ontology annotation, molecular function: translation initiation factor activity; guanyl-nucleotide exchange factor activity.
CUAUUCGAGUGCCAUUUUGUUUUGUUCUCAGGAGAUGGUCAAGAAUUUAGGUCUCGAAAAACUUGCGGCCAAAUCUACGAGGAAACCGAAGAGUGCCUUCGAAAUUCAAAAAGCUACGUGCCGUCAUCGUCACUUUUCAAAAUUGUGGAGUCUACACGAUUUCAACGACUUGACUCAUCCCUGGGUGUUUACACAUCUUACACGACAACAUGCCUCACGCCGCGAUGCCCUCGCCGGGCUUGCAGGCCUUGAUUCUGUGCGGGCCAGGCGCUUCAUUAAACACCUUCACGUCAAAUCCUAAGGAUUUUCCAAAGGCGCUGGUCCCCAUUGCUAAUAGGCCGAUGGUAUGGUAUGCGUUAGACUGGUGCUAUCGGAUGGGAGUGAAUGCCAUCACUGUUGUAACUCCUCCAGAAUCCGAGCCGGCAUUGCAAUCAGCGUUCAAAACACAUCCGGCUCUGACAAGUUUGCCAUCUCCAAGACCAGAUAUUAUAGCACCCGCAGAGCUUCAGCAGACAAGCGGAACCGGCCAGAUAUUGCGUCUGCCCGAAAUUCAAAAGUGUAUCACGACCGAUUUUGUGAUUAUACCUUGCGAUUUGAUCUCUGAAUUGGACGGAAGCAGACUGAUCCAGCAAUGGAUCACCCUAAAUCCACUGACGAGUGCUUCUGGCACUGCCCAGAGAGGAGGUCUCGGACUUUUCUAUCCGACACAGGGUCUCGAGGGUAUCAGCCACAAGAAGGAUGAAACAGACUUUAUUGCAACCACCCCGGUACCUCAAGCACCUGUCCCGCCACCUCAAGGAUCCUUGCGAGCCGAGAUUGAGCGAGUGGUCAUGACAAUGCCCACUGAUACGCUCAACGAUAAGCUAGAAGAGGACAAGGAGGUCCUCAAAAUCCGUACCCAACUGCUGCACAAACAUGGCCGCGUCAAGUUAAAGACCAAAUACCGAGACUCGCACGUUUAUGUAUUUCCCCGAUGGGUCAAAGAUUUUGCAGCGCAGAAUGCCCGCUUUGAAUCCAUCAGCGAAGACAUUCUCGGUUGGUGGGCAAAGGCAAGCUGGCAGAAAGGCCUCGCGGAGAAGCUCGGUAUGCAGGACGUCCUCAUACGAAAGCGAUCGACGAUAACGGACAUGGAUGGAUCGAUGAUGGAUGACGACGAUGCGGCUGAAGUAGAAAUCCUAUCAAGCACGCGAGCUUUGGACAAGACACAGUCAUCGUCUGCCAAAUUUGCGCGUCGUGUGGGUAGCACUUCCGACACUACAGCGCCGCAGAUUGUCGUCCCACCUCUGCUAGCAUACAUUCAGCCUCCCCACACAAUAGGGGCGGCGACUGCGAGCAACCCACUGAUCCGGCGUGUGGACACCAGCGCAGCCAUUCUCAACAUUUCACUCUAUCUCGCCAAACAGCCCACAACGCACGUUCUUGCGCACGAAUCGAAGGUCCACCCAACAGCGCAGAUCGGGCAACAGAGUCGUGUGGCUACAGAAGACAGCUUAGUCGCGGAGAAUGUCAACAUCGGCACACGAGUCGUCAUCAAAGAGUCGGUGAUUGGAGCAAACUGUGAGAUCGGCAACAAUGUUCGUCUGACUCGAUGUCUCCUCAUGGACGGAGUCCGUGUGGGUGACGGCGUACAACUGACAGGUUGUAUUAUUGGCCGGCGCGCUCGUAUUGAAGGGAUGAAGCCUGUGGAACCGAUUCCGACGUCAGCGGACGGUGCAGAUGCUGCGAUCCAGGGAAAGAAGAAGAAAAGCAAUGUGGACGAUGAUGACGAGAGAACGAAACUUACCGAGUGUGAGGUGGCCCCGAACUUCGUCGUUGAAGCUGGCACAGAGGCCAAGGGUGAAAAGCUGAUGCCCUUUGAUACUGACGACUUGGAUGAUUUGGAGGAUGAUGAUGCCGAGAACAUGAACGAUGGCCUAUGAGUAUUCGGGAUAGCUUGCCAUAAGAACAAUGAAACUUGAAUUUUGGCCGUCCAAAUCCACUUCGCGCCAACGCUCCCCUACAAACAGGCAAACCUUUACCUCAUCUUCUUUUCUCCCACGCUGCAACGGUCAUGGUCUACUUCUAGCUCAUGGCUUUUCAUAUGCUUGGGUCAAAAUGUAGCCUGAACUUCUUGGUGGCGCGGUCUGGAGCACGCGCCUCGAAUUGACUCCCAUAGAUC